UACACAUCAGCAGCAUGGGACGUUUUCUCGCGCCCCAACAAUAGAGUGGUACGUACCAUUAUUACCGAUUUCAAUAGGGACGUUUUCUUGUGGAUAUACGUAAUUUCACACUACUUCUCUUAGAAAGAAAACAAAUGUCACAUACGGGUAAAAAUCAAAGUGGUUUUAUGACGCGAAACCUGAUGUAAGCUUAACCGGACUAGCUUUAUUGCCAAUUUCAUCAACAUUUGCCCAGAGAAUCCCUUUGGAAAAAAAGUGGCUGGAUUCAUCUCUGCCGCCGCCUCUUCCAGCAGGAGUACAUUUGAUUACGGAGACAGUACAACCAUGGAUCCGACCCGGGGAUUUAAAUUUUUGGACACGGUGGCACACUCUGCUGCUCAGUAAGGAUGGAGAGAAAAUAAGAGGGUUUUUUUUUUCUUCUUACAAACGUAUCAGGUAGCGGUUUCUCAGCAGAAGGAUGCCGCUGGUGAAGCGCACCAUCGAGCCCAGGCACCUGUGCCACACGGUGCUGCCAAGAAACAUCAAAAACGAGCUGGAAUGUGUGACUAACAUCUCCUUGGCCAACGUCAUCCGCCAGCUCAGCAGCCUCAGUAAAUAUGCAGAGGACCUGUUUGGAGAGCUCUUCAAUGAAGCACACUCCUUUUCUUUCCGGGUCAACUCCCUGCAGGAGCGCGUGGACCGCCUCUCCAUCAGUGUCACACAGCUGGACCCCAAAGAAGAGGAACUGUCUCUUCAGGACAUCACCAUGAGGAAGGCCUUCAGGAGUUCUACUGUUCAGGACCAGCAGCUGUUUGAUCGCACGUCUCUGCCUGUCCCACUGCAGGAGACGUACCACACCUGCGAGCAGCCCCCACCGCUCAACAUCCUCACACCCUACAGAGACGAUGGAAAGGAGGGUCUAAAGUUCUACACCAAUCCAUCCUAUUUCUUUGACCUGUGGAGAGAAAAGAUGCUUCAGGACACAGAGGACAAGAGGAAGGAGAGGCGGAAACAGAAGCUGGAAAUGCCUUAUCUUGUGUGUCCCAAGAGCCUUAUAAGAGUCCUCUCUGAAACCCCUCCUCCCUCCCUUACUCCCCCAGAGUUGCAGGACCCCCGCAUGUAUGAUCAGGUCUAUAGGUACUUAGACCUUCCAGGGCAGCUGAAGGCGAUCGACCGUCCACACGAGCCGGAGAAGAUACCGCGAGCACCUCACGAUCGUAAGAAGGAGUGGCAGAAACUGGCACUGGGGGCAGAGCUCGCCCAGGACUUACCUGAAGACAAACACAGAGAGGCCAACGGAUCUGCGGGUUAUCACGACAACAGGACUCAUUUGUACAUGGAGCAUUUGGACGGGCCCUUCUCACUGGCGGCGCUGCCCUACACUCAGAUGAACGAACUGCUUAACCGUACAGGGGACAGAAUGUAUUCCCGACCUCACGACCCUCCACCGCCGCCACCUCCUAUGCACCCACUGGGAGAGAUAAAGCCACCUUCUGUGAUCAGGUGGGUCGUCAGCCUCAGUUUUCACUUUGUUGCUCUGGCUCUCACCUACACCUAAAACAUAAAUGUGCGUUUCAAGCAGUUUAAAAAAGUGCUAAGGAAUUAUCUGUAACUACUGUGAUUCCCUCCCCAUCUCUUAGCCUUGAUUAUCUCAUUUUCUCAUGCACAUCCGUCAGUAUCAUAGACCGGCCUUCAAUUACUGGUUCUGAAGAGGUUGAUGAAUGUGUGGUUUGAGAGUGUGUGGAACAAAGAUGAAGUAAAAUAAGAAAAAGGCUUGUUGAAGGGCAGGAUCAGCUGUGUGUUAAGGCCACUGAACAUAUUACAGGUUGUUUUUCUGCUCACAUAUUGGCCGCUUAUGUAGCUGUUUUUGAAAGGAUGAAGAGAUCAGAGGGAAUGAUUAAGGUAACACUGGAGAAAUCUUGCAUUGAUUUUUUUUUUUUUUGCACUUGCCCUUGCAUCUGCCUUCGCCUCUCGCUCUUUUAUUUACUUUAUUCUGAGCUUUAAUUGGUGCUGAUUUUCCUUUUUUUUGCCAUUUUAAAAGUUCCCGUCACCAUGUUCCAUCGUAUCUUAUUUUCUCGCUUCACCUCCUCUGAAAACGUUCCUUUAC
Molecule: messenger RNA, 2086 nt
Organism: Neolamprologus brichardi
Lineage: Eukaryota; Metazoa; Chordata; Actinopteri; Cichliformes; Cichlidae
Source: RefSeq, a predicted model, not a curated record